GAUCUAGGCCUAUAUCUCUGCAAUUAUUUUGUGCUUCAAAUGUUGCCGCUGAAUCCCUCCUACUCCAAGCAAACUUGAGUGUUUUUAUGAGCUACAGGUCAUCACGUCCCUGAAACCAAGAUGGAUGGUCCAUUUGCAACGCUUAUCAAACGUUCAGCUGAGAAAGGCAAUUUGAUAUACCCUGGUGUGUUGUUGGCCAAUGAGUCCCUUCCAGUCGAGGAGGUGUUGUCUUUCAUCGAUGGGCAGUACAAGUUAGCUGUCACAACCCAUGAUGAACUAUGGAUCGAAUGCCUGCAGGAGCAUUUAGUCGACCGUAUGGCUCACAAUCUGCUCAUUUCAAGGUAUCCACACCUGGAUCCUUCAAAGAACGUGCUUCUCAAGGAACACUUCCCAGACUUCCUCUUCUUCGACCCAGGUAAAGUAUUGUGGGAUCCUGUGUUAAGUCGACAACAUCGUCGCUCUGCUGACCUCCUCUCUACUAGUGCAGAGUUCCGGAAAAAAGCAUCUAGAAUACGUCCUGAGCAACGGAGGCCGCCAACAAGCAGCAAGAGGGAAGAGAGUAAGGAGACUAAAGUGCUUCCAGGUUCUGCCCCUCCCCUGACACCCUCCCUUGAUAGCACCGUUAAUGUCAAGGAGUGCAAAGAUGCCAAGCCUCUGGACACACCAACUUCUACUAAAAAGCGUAAAGCUAAAAAAAGAAACUGCCCAAUUACAGGAUGUAAUGCUCGUUUUACAGGGUCUGUUAGGAAACACAUAUAUGACCACAUGCCUGUCUGUCUGCGUCCUUCAAGUGAGACAUAUACUUCCAACCGAGCUUAUUCUCAGGCAAGAUGCCUUCAUUAUUUUGCAAAGCAUAUCCUUCAAAGAGACAAUCUGCCCGAGCUGGUGUCCUGGUUAAAUGACAAGGCCGAAGGAGCUGACUAUGAGUGGAACCUGCCAGAAGAUCUUCGUUUUGAAAUGGAGAACCUGGCCCGACAUAUGGAUUGGCCAAUAAUUGAUACAAUUAAAGUUGGUCCUGCCAACCAUCCUGCCUCAUUGCUUCACUGGAGGGCUUUGGCAUUGCUAAGGAACGGUCUUCCUGAUAAUACUUUGAAAGGAUUCGAGUUGAUCUCAAGUUUAGGGAUUGAAACAAACCAGGUGAAGAAUAAUUCAGCUGGUUCCACACAGCCACAGAUGACUGCUUUGAACAAUCAAACUCAUGCAAAUACAGCAAGUUCCCAAGUAAGAGACAUUUGUGCAGCCACAACUGUCAAGGAUUUAACCACCACUACAAAGGGUUUAACCACCACAUCACCAUCAGGUUCCUUACAGAUACAGCAAUCUCAAUCUGCCAUGAUUCCAUCCCCGGCAAGGCCACCUGGUCCUUUGCAGAUCCUCCCUGCUCUAGUUGCUAAAAUGCUAACCUCUGUUGCUGCAGGCUCCUUACAGAUGCGCCCUACGCAAAUGUCCAUGUUUCCAACGCCUGCUGUUCCAUCGAGUAACUCACAGAUACAACCUACCGAAGUAGCCAAAAUGAUAUCAUCCGCCAGGCCAUCAGGUUCCUCACAUAUACACCUUGCCCAAGGAACCACAAUUCCAGUGCCUGCUAGGUCAUCAGGUUCUUUCCCGAUUCCUCCUGUACAAGUAGCCACAAUUCCAACCCUAGCUGUGCCAUCAGGUAACUUUCAGAUGCGCCCUGCCCUAGGAGCCACAAUUCCAACCCUAGCUGUGUCAUCAGGUAACUUUCAGAUGGGCCCUGCCCUAGGAGCCACAAUUCCAACCCUAGCUGUGCCAUCAGGUAACUUCCAGAUGCGCCCUGCCCUAGGAGCCACGAUUCCAAUGCCCGAUUGGCCAUCAAGUUCAUUACUGAUACCUCCUGUCCGAAUGGCCACGAUUCCAACUUCUGUUGCAUUAUCAGGUUCUGUUCCGAUAUGCCCUUCCCAACUAGCCACAAUUCCACCCCCCGUUGUGGCAUCAGGUUCCUUACCAAUACGCCCUUCCCAAGUUGACAAGAUUCCUACUCCUGUAGCGGCAUCAGGUUCCUUACAGAUACUUCCUUCCCAAGGAGCAGAGAUUCCAGUACCAACGAGCACAUUUGACUUCGCCCCACCUUCAAAGGUCCCAAAGCUUUAUGGUUCGAAAAGUUUAUUCCAAACUUCCCCAACUCAGGGUUCUGAGGUUCCAAGCCUUUCUGGGGCACCAGGUUCUUUCCAACGUCCCCAAGCCCCAACUUCAAAAGCACCAAAAUCUGCUGAGCCAUCAGAAUCCUUUCCAGCAUACACAACCUCACCUUCCAUGGCUCCAAAUUCCACAAGGGGAUCAGGUUCCGUACAGGUACAUCCAGUUUUGAUACAGCCAAGCACUGUGCCUAUUUCCAAUGCUCCAUCCCUUUCUGAGAUACCAGACUCCUUACAUAUACCAUUGGCUGCAGCGUCCAAAUUGUCAACCUCUUCUGGAACUGGGAUGUCAGGUUUGUCCCAAGUUGCCAAGAGUCCAUUUCCUGAAAAAGCAUCAGGCUCCUUCAAGACUGGUCAGCUUACACCAAUCCAGGUUGAGAUCAAAUCAGAGGCAGCAGGGGAAUCACGUUUUGUGAGGAAUAACAUAAGAGGCGUUAUGCAGGAGCCACUCCUCUCUUCUAAGACAAUACCCUCUACUGUGGAUUUAACUAAAAAUAGUUCAAAAGAUACUUCUAAUGCAGAUAUUUGUGUACCACUGAAGGCAUAUGAUAGUCAUUUUCAUUUGGACCAUUUAGAGCAAGAAACAGGAAAGCAGGGACAUGAUGCCAUAGCAGCAGUCACAGGCCGGAGACCCAGGGUCAGUAUUGAGCUAUGUGGUGGAGUUCUCAACUACAGUGAUCCUUCUUACUUCAAUCAAAUACACUUUCCAACAAAAUCAUCUUUCAGGAUAGCAGUUGGAAUUCACCCUUGCCACGCUUUUUGUGUAAGUGAAACAGACAUGAUUCAACUACGCAAUCACCUCUGUGACCUACAGGUGUGUGCUGUGAGUGAUGUUGGAUUGGAUUUCUCUUGCCCCAGAGUCCAAUGGAAUUGCCAGAAGGUGUUGCUACGUAUCAUUCUUGAGAUGGGAGUUGCAGGAAGGGUGUUGAUCCUACGGUUGCGUGCUGACGAAAUCAACCCUGCAGCAGAGAGGCCAUCCAAGGAGUGCAUGAAGAUCAUGUCAGAGUGUAAAGUGAGCCGUCACCAGCGAAUCCACCUCCACCUUUGUGACCUCAACAGUGAAGAGGUGGCUCUUUGGAAGCGGAGUUACCCAGAGUGUUAUUUUGGGUUUAGUAGCUCAUCAGAACAUUUUGGGUUGUCCCAACAAGAAGCUUUGAAACUUGUUCCACAUAAUCGUCUUCUACUUGAGUCUAAUGCUCCUUUCCUUCCAAUUGACUUAACUGCCAAGUCAAAUUCCCCUGCUUACAUUGGAGAAAUUGCUCAGGUGCUUGCAGAAUAUCAACACCGCAACCUUGAAUCUGUUCUCAGGAGCACUACUGACAACGCAAUUUGCUUGUAUGGCCCCUGGCGGCAUUAACAAUAGUUUCUGCAUUUAGAGAUACCUGCACUUCAAAAAUAUCACUCUAUUGGUGGAUCAAGGCAGGGAUCUCAAUGUAUUUUUCUCUUGGAUUUUUUUUUUUACUUCCAAAUCGACUGUAUUCAUGUUUUGUUAAACUAAUGUUUUCAGAGGAUGAUCAUUUUUUCCCCGAUCACGAUAUGGGGGCAUGAUGUAGAUAUCUCUGUUAUAAAAAGGAACAUGAAGAAAGGUUUAAAUAUCUGUUCUAAGUAAUAACUCUAUACAAUAAAUU
Messenger RNA from Lytechinus pictus (painted urchin), 3784 nucleotides. RefSeq lists its product as uncharacterized. The record is from RefSeq and is a predicted model, not a curated record. NCBI's taxonomy places the organism in Eukaryota, Metazoa, Echinodermata, Echinoidea, Temnopleuroida, Toxopneustidae. Gene Ontology annotation, molecular function: hydrolase activity, acting on ester bonds. The transcript has 2 exons. Bases 121 to 3513 code for a protein of 1130 amino acids.